Messenger RNA from Aspergillus glaucus CBS 516.65, 1086 nucleotides. RefSeq names its product EKC/KEOPS complex subunit CGI121/TPRKB. The transcript is spliced from 3 exons. The record is from RefSeq and is a predicted model, not a curated record. Gene Ontology annotation, biological process: tRNA threonylcarbamoyladenosine modification; telomere maintenance via recombination. Bases 141 to 731 code for a protein of 196 amino acids. Gene Ontology annotation, cellular component: cytosol; nucleus; EKC/KEOPS complex. NCBI's taxonomy places the organism in Eukaryota, Fungi, Ascomycota, Eurotiomycetes, Eurotiales, Aspergillaceae.
CAGAAUCAACGUUGCCGGCGAAUUCCUGCGUAUUGGCAUUAAUUGUUAUAAUUCUUGAAGACUAUACGCCAGAGGUAUCCUCUUAAGAUCGCAAUCGAGCAGGCUCUUGCAAGUUGCUGCAGGAACACUUCUCGGUCACCAUGUCCGCAUUAGAAACAAUCAACCUCUCUCACCUGCCUGCAUCUUUGCCGAUUCAUGUCGCGCUCUAUAAGGAUGUGAAGAACGCGUCUUUCCUCCGGCAGCAACUUAUUUCAGGAAACUCUGAUUUUGAAUAUGCGCUUAUUGACGCGAGCAUGAUCCUGACAAGGACCCAUGCUCUCUCAGCAGUCUUUCGGGCCGUCAAUGAUUAUAUGAAUGUGCGCCUCAAGUCACGCAACGUUCACUCGGAGAUAGUCUUCUCGCUGAGCCCUGCGAAUAAUAUUGCUGAUUCUUUCCGGAAAUUCGGCAUCACGGACUCCACGAAAGAUCUACUGGUGGUGAAGGUGUCUGUCACUCCUGAGAUUACUCAUGAGUCAGUGGCAACACAUCUCGGAGCUUCCAUUGAAGGCUCUGCUGUGCCAUUCAAUGACGAAACGCUUGUCGCAAUCUCAGAUGUCGCGAAGAUUAAGAAAGCCUAUAAGCUAGGUGGAUUGGUUCCUACAACUGCAAAGACAAAUGACACCGAGAAUCACGAGAGACAACGACUGGAGACUGCCCUUCUGGGAGCCAUUGCGUUGCGAGGAGCACUAUGAUGGAUUGCGCGAUUUCGACUCAGCUGUGCUGCAAUCGUCGGCUCUUCUCUUCAGGCGGGCUAUUUCAUGGUUUACGGGGAUAGAGAACAUCGUCUGUCACCCAAACAGGUGCCGUCUACCAAUUUCACCAGAUACUGGCGUUGGCCAUGCGUCUAACGGCUCCUGUAUCUCCAACCGCCGCGGGACGGGGACUGUACGCUGUAGCGCAUGCUACAUCUGUCCUGUGUAUAACCCAUGAAUCUCUAGGAUCGUCAACUCAGAGUGAUUUCCCGCCAGCCUUUGGCGAAAAUUUAAGGCAUGUCGGGUUUUAGUCCGUAGAAACCAAUACUCAAUGCAAAACCAUCUUCGAUACCAC